AUGACGCCACCGCUUGUGUGUAUUCGAUGCCGACAUGCAGAGCGAGUGAUUUCCGUGCGUGAGGCAUCUUACUGCACACCGUGUUAUGCGCGUGUAUUUGAUGAGAAACUGCGUGCUAAUCUAGAUCACGCCCGUGGCGCAAUCCUCCUGCAUAGUGUCGUGCGUCCUCAUCAGCAGGCGACGGCCGACACGGCAGACUUGCCACACGUCCAAGGAUCCAAUGUCGCGCAGAACAUGCCUACCGCAGAGGCGCCAGCCACACCAGCAUCGGCGCCGGAACCUGCAUAUGCUGUUGCGUGUGACGGCAGCCUCAACAGUCUUGUGCUCGUCCAUACCAUGUACCGGUUGUUGUAUGUACCACAUGCUCGCGCACAUCCUACGCCAGCGCGAGCGCCUGAACGCGCGCGCCUCGAUGUGCUAUAUGUGGCAACGGAUCUAGAGAAGGACGCCGCGCAGGCAUCGUCGUCCGAUGACGUACGCGACCAAGUCGCACGGCUUGCACCUGAUGCCAUUUUCGUGCCAUUAACACUGGGUCAUGCGUACGCGCAAGACGAAGGGGUCUCAUGCCAUGUACAUCCGCCAUGCUUCAUGGACGAUACUGUGCGCCAUGUCGAUGCGCAGGAUGCUGCUGUGCAGCUCUUACGCGCGGUGGGCACCUCGGUCUCACGGCUUGAAAAAAGUGCCGCGCGAACACGCGCAGAGGACAUUCGCCGAAUCCUGUGGCUUCGUGUUCUGCACGACACGGCUCAGUCGCGGCAAUGUGCGGCACUUUUGUUCCCGAAUGAUGCAACGCAAACAGCCGCAUAUGUCCUUGAUGCACUUGCCAAGGGAGCUGGACACAAGCUGCCUGUCGAGGGCGCCGCAUCGUUGUGGAUCCAAGAUGUCCUGCAUUUGCACCCAUUGAGCGUGUAUCUACCGCAUGAGCUGGCAUUUUACGCGCGUCAGCAUCAGUUUGAUAGCGCUUUUUUACCAGACACGCGUCAGGAGAGCGACAUGUCGUACGAGGCACUGAGCAACAAGUCCAGCAUGGGUGCACUGUCGCAGUCGCUCAUCACGGCUCUGCAGCAUGGUGUGUCGAGUACUUCAAAUACUGUCAUUGGCACCGCAAGCAAACUCGUGCUACAAGAUGCAUCGACGCUGUGGCCAACGAAGCCUGACCUCGGUACGUUUGUGUGCCCAGGCAUCGGGGCCAAAGGCGCCACCCUCGUGCGUAGCGUUGAUGCCUUGCCUCACUGGGACUUUAGGCGCAUGCGCUCGUGCCCACUGUGUCGCUUCCCCGCACAAACCGACGCAGUCAAGUGGAAGUCGGAUCGGUCUAUUCGACGUGAGCAACCACGCGUGGCGUCUAUCAACGAAGCGCUGAACUUGAACGCACACCUGUGCUAUGCAUGUCUGCAGGUGCUCGAUAUACCCGCGGGAAGCACGUUUCUUCUGCCUUCUGAUGCACUUUUCUUUGUACGAGCGCCCGGACGUCCUGCGUCCGUCCAAGUUGUUGCAGCCGAGCCAGGUGAUUCUUCUAUGCGCGAUGCUCUCGCGCUGCCACACACACCGCGCUCUUCGCAUGCACCGACGCGUGUGCCUCCUGAGGCCAUGCGCGAGCAGGUCGCGUCUUUCCUUCUGGACAAAGACACCGCAGACUCUACGUAG
Messenger RNA from Malassezia globosa CBS 7966, 1647 nucleotides. RefSeq lists its product as uncharacterized. Bases 1 to 1647 code for a protein of 548 amino acids. Lineage: Eukaryota; Fungi; Basidiomycota; Malasseziomycetes; Malasseziales; Malasseziaceae. The record is from RefSeq and is a predicted model, not a curated record. Gene Ontology annotation, biological process: tRNA wobble position uridine thiolation. The transcript has a single exon. Gene Ontology annotation, molecular function: sulfurtransferase activity; tRNA binding. Gene Ontology annotation, cellular component: cytosol.